UGGACCAGCCUCGCCGCACCCGCGCUUACCAGUUGAUAACACGGCAGCCGAGAGCUUGUCAACGACAUGUCUUCUGCUCUGGUAUGGCAACUCACCUUGCUGAGACAUCGCCAGUGGCGUGUCUCCCCACGUCGCCGCCGCGCUCCCAUGCCGACCGCCUGGCCACGCGACAGAGCACCCUCCGCCUCCCACCGGCUCGCCAAACUCGCUCGUCCAGGCCGCGUACGUCACUGCCCGCCGGUUGUUAGCGCAGCACCGUGCCCGCCGGUUGUUAGCGCAGCACCGUGCUAUGCACUCUCGCCUCGUUGGCACCUGGCGGGCGCUGUACUCGACGGACACUGGACGAUGUGUCGCAUCUGCCGAGGAACCCAACGUAUCAGUACUGCCCUGCCACUCAGUGCACCACACUCACCUGUGCAAUACCUCUCUCGCAACGCCCAGCGCAUUCCCUCCAACGUCGGCUUCGAACUACCGCCCGCAUUCCCGGUACCCUCCCCAACCCGGUACGUCGUCCCUAUGCCGUGCUACGCACAGCCAUUACCCCGCUCGCCGGAUUUCGAUAUGUCGUGUAUUUGUUGAACGACAGAUGAGAGACGUGCGGAGGAGGCGGGGUCAACGACCGGGGUGGGUAGCGAAUGCCAGAGGUCAGUUCGCCAGACGACGAUGUGUCGUGUCUUCGAUGGUCGGGAUGCAGUCCACGACGUGCGAGGGAGUAUACAUGACGAUGCGCCCGCUGACCGAGUUCUUCACGGCAGCGAAUGAUCAACGAGGUGUCGUCUCUGCGCUACGACAGACGAGCCCGCUCGCCGGAAUUUCGUACGUCGUGUCUUUGUUGACCGGGGGGCGAGCACCGCACAGAGCAGGCGAGGCUGUCGGUGGUUUGUGGCGGACCAUCGGCGGCCGUCAGACGUCAGUUCCGCGGACGACGAUAUGUCGUCUCUUUGAAGAUCGGGACGCCGUGUGAGUUGCGUGUAUAGGCGACGACGUGCUCGCUGACCGCGUUCCUCGCGGAACGCACGAGAUGGUCGUGCUCAUGCACGCACGUCUCAGUCAAGCACCUCUGUGGCGUGCUCAUCCUAUUCACACUGAGCAUCGUGUGG
Molecule: messenger RNA, 1100 nt
Organism: Fomitopsis serialis
Lineage: Eukaryota; Fungi; Basidiomycota; Agaricomycetes; Polyporales; Fomitopsidaceae
Exons: 2
Coding region: 290-964 (224 amino acids)
Source: RefSeq, a predicted model, not a curated record